AUGGCGACACUUACAACGAACCCAACGUCUGUCCCGGGCUUGGAUUGCCCUAUUCCAGACACUUUCCCUGAUGGAUUUGCACAAAAUGGUGGUCGAAUCUCCACCGAUCACGUUGGGAUGCUUCGCCCCACACCGGCAUCGCUGUCCAUUGAGGAAAUGAGGGAACGGCUCAAGCAGGACGGGUAUCUGUUCGUCAAGGGACUUCUUCCUAGAGAGGACGUCCUGGAUGCAAGGGAGCACUAUUUUAGUCAAUAUUCAAGCACCUUGUUAUUAGAACCAGGGACAGCUCCACGAGAUGGUAUUUUCAACAAAUCCUCUCAUCCGGAUGCGCACAAAGGCAUCGGCGGAGAGGGCUUACCUGUCGAUCCAGCCGAAGAGAAGAUUCUGAUUGAUGCCCAUAAAGAACCCGAGUACCGCGCUUUUAUAGAGCAUCCUGCCCUGACCAAGUUUAUAAGAGACUUAAUGGAGUGGAAGGAGCAUCGCCUGCUCGAUCGGAGUAUGCUGCGACACAAUGUGCCCUUUGGCAAGGGAACUGGUAUCCAUUAUGAUAAGCUGUUUCUCAGAGCAGGAGAUGGAUUCUUCCUGACUGCCUGGGUUCCAAUCGGCGAUAUACCCAUCAACGGCGGAGGUCUCUGCUAUUUGGCCAACUCAGUCGGACUGGGUCGUGCCAUCGAGAAUGACUUUAAUACUCGAGCAGCAGCUAUGACACAGGAGGAGAGGAUCUCUGCAUUUAAUGUGAACAUGAUGGACGGCGGGAUGAUCGCGUCGUCGCCCCAGCAGCUCCAGGAGAUGCAUUCAGCUUCCGGCUUGCACAAGUGGCUCAUCACUAACUAUGAAGCCGGGGAUGUUGUCUUCCAUGAUCCAUACAGUAUCCAUGCCAGUGGGCGAAAUGAGGAUCAGGAAGGUCGUAUCAGGCUGAGUUCAGAUUUGAGGUUUUAUGAGAAGGACGAUCCGGGCAUUGACACUCGAUGGUACAAAAUCUGGACUCCGGGAGAUGGACUGUAA
Messenger RNA from Penicillium riverlandense, 1005 nucleotides. RefSeq names its product phytanoyl-CoA dioxygenase family protein. The coding region runs from base 1 to 1005 and encodes 334 amino acids. The record is from RefSeq and is a predicted model, not a curated record. Lineage: Eukaryota; Fungi; Ascomycota; Eurotiomycetes; Eurotiales; Aspergillaceae. The transcript has 3 exons.